AUGUAUUCAUUAUUUCAGAAAAAUCAACAUAACAAUAAUAAUUAUUAUUUAAAAGAAUUUUUAAAUAAGAAUCAAUUCAAUAAAUUCAAUGAAUUAUUUUUCAAUUAUAAAGAAGAAGAGGGAGAUGAUAUCAAACCAUUAAAUAGUCCAAAAGAAUUUUAUGAAAAAUUAAAAAUUAAUAUUUUAUCUGCUAAAAACAUUAUUUAUUUAUCAGCAUUAUAUAUUGGAUCAAAUGAGAUAGAAUUGAUAGAUUUAAUAAGAAAAUCAUUGAUAAAAUCAACUGGAUUAAAAGUAUAUAUAUUACUUGACUAUUUAAGAUCUACAAGACAGAAAUUUCCAGACAGAAUAACAGUCAAUUUAUAUCAUACACCAAAUUUAAAUCAUCUAUCAAAACUAAUAUUACCAACGAGAUUUAAUGAGGGAAUUGGGUUAAUGCAUAUUAAAUUAUUUAUAUUUGAUGAUAAUAUUAUUCUGAGUGGUGCUAAUCUUAAUAAAGAUUAUUUUAUUAAUAGACAAGACAGAUAUUUAUUAAUUACUGAUAAUAAUACUAGUGGUAAUGGUAAUAAUAAUAGUAGCAGCAGCAACAGCAAGUCAUUAAUAAUAGAAUAUUUCAUAGAUUUAUUAAACACAAUUUCAAUAUUUUCAUAUAAUUUAAAAUUAAUUAAUAAUAGCACUAAUAGUAAUGGAAUUAUUACUAGUAAUGAUGAUAACAGUUUUCCUGAUCCUAUUUAUAAUAAAAAAUCAUUUAGAAAUAAAUCAUAUUUAUUGAUAAAUAAUUUUAUUAAUAAAUGGGUUAAAAAAACAAAUAAUUAUUAUAGUAGUAUGAAUAGUAGUAGUAGUGAUAUGUUAUCAUCAUAUGAUACAAUUAUUUCUCCAAUUAUUCAAAUGAAUCAAUUAAAUAUCAAUCAAGAUGAAAUAAUAACAAAUAAAUUAUUAAAUAUUAUCAUAAAUAACAAUAUUAAUGUCAACAAUAAUGAUAAAUUAUAUUUAAGUACUGGAUAUUUUAAUAUAAGUAAAAAUUACAAAGAAAUAAUAAUAAAUCAUAAUAAUAAUAAUUCUUUACUAAUUAAUUUAAUCACUUCAUCACCUGAGGCAAAUGGAUUUUUCCACUCAAAAGGUUUUUCUAAAUAUUUGCCAAAAUCUUAUUUAUUUUUAGAAAAAUGUUUUAUUGAUGAAAUAAAUAAAUUUAAUAAAAAUAAUUUAAUUAAAAUGUAUGAAUAUAAAAGAGAAAACUGGACUUUUCAUGCCAAAGGGUUAUGGUAUUAUUUCAAUAAUAAUAAAUAUCCUUCUUUGACUCUAAUUGGAUCUUCAAAUUAUG
This is a messenger RNA of Entrophospora candida, 1318 nucleotides long. The record is from the annotation of a GenBank genome assembly. NCBI's taxonomy places the organism in Eukaryota, Fungi, Glomeromycota, Glomeromycetes, Entrophosporales, Entrophosporaceae.